AUGUUAUUAAAACCAACAUUAAGCGAACAUGAGUCUUCGCUCAAUCGUUCCCGCACAUUAUCAGAUUCUCAAUUAGCUCCAUCAUCACUUUCUUCAACUUAUUCUACCAUCUCACAUUCAACGACUCCAUCGCCCUCAUUCAGCACAUCUUCACUCGCCUUGUAUUCUCCAAAGCAUAGUUUCUUUAAAUAUCCACGAAGUUCCAAAAAGCCUAAACAACAGCAAGUAGAAAAUCGUUUCGUUAUGACACUGAUCAAGUCACCGUUGAGUUCACCGAAUUUGGCUUCACAACGUCCGUAUAAUUCAUGUAAUGAGUUUGUUAAUGUUUCGAGUGAAAAUGAACCAAAUGACAACGGUAAUAGUCCUAACAGUGGUAACAAUAACACACUUUUUAAAUCGAAAGUAACAACGGCCUUGAAUCAAAUGAAAUAUCGAUGGGUUGUACGAUUGAGACCAAAUUUUCGAAAUAACGAAUCGUCAAUAUAUCUUCUAGGAAGAAAAUAUGAUGGGAGAGAAGACACAAGUUAUGAUGAUUUAUCCCGUUUAUAUUCCGAACAAUCUUAUAGUCAUUUUUUAUCUGAUUUUCAAGAAUGUAUUUAUCUGUCUUAUCGGAAACAAUUUGAUCCACUAAUUGGAGGCAAUUCACUAACUUCAGACAUCGGAUGGGGCUGUAUGAUUAGAUGUGCACAAAUGUUACUAGCGCAAACAUUGUUCGUUCACAUGUCUAAACAUACACAACUGUAUGAUAGAAUUGAAAUCGGUUAUAAACAAGGAAUUCGUCCAGGUGAUUGGUUUGGUCCCGUUUCCGUAUCACAUGUCUUAAGAGAAGCCGUUCAAUUAGCUGUUGAAUUGAAACAAAUAUCAGACAAUCUUCGUGUAUAUGUUAGUCAAGAUGCAAUUAUUUAUCGUCAAGAUAUCUUUGAUUUAUGUUGUGCACCAUCAUCUAUAGAAAAAGCGAGAAAUCUACUCUAUCCAAACCAUUGUUCCGAACCAUCAGCUUCUAAUACUACUACAGUUAGAGAUAAAUGGAAUUUUUCAUUGUUAAUAUUAGUUCCAUUACGAUUGGGUUUAAAUGAAUUAGGGUUAAUCUAUGAGCCGUAUUUAAAAGAAGCGUUAAAACUACCACAAACUGUUGGAAUUAUAGGUGGUAGUCCAAAACAUGCCGUUUAUAUCAUUGGAUUUCAAGAUGAUAGUUUUAUUAAUCUAGAUCCUCACUAUGUUCAACCAACUGUGAACGUGACGGAAAAUACAUUCGAUCUAUCUAGUUUUUCCUGUUCAUCGCCAAAAAAAUUGACUGCUAAAAAAAUGGAUCCUUCUUGUACUCUUGGAUUCUAUUGUCGGGAUCGAAAUGACUUUGAUCAGUUUUGUUCUCAAUGGAUCCAUCUAACUGAUUCAUCGUCAUCAAUUAAUAGUAACUCACGAUCUUGUCCAAUAUUUCGUAUUAUCGAUGAUACAUUCAAAGAUUGUAAUUCAUCGUUUAACAUUGAUUAUCCUCAGGAAGAAGAAAAUAUUUUACGUGUGACAAAACUAAAUCAACCAUCAAAGAAAAAUAGAUAUUUUCAUUCAGUAGUUAAUAAUAGUGGACAGAGAAACAAGAUUAAAAAAUAUCAUACAGAAUCUGAUAGUCCUCACAAUCGGUCACAUUCAUUGUCAGAUGAUUAUGUAUUUUUAUAG
Didymodactylos carnosus is the source of this 1674-nucleotide messenger RNA. NCBI's taxonomy places the organism in Eukaryota, Metazoa, Rotifera, Eurotatoria, Philodinida, Philodinidae. The record is from the annotation of a GenBank genome assembly.